Messenger RNA from Colletotrichum navitas, 838 nucleotides. RefSeq lists its product as uncharacterized. The transcript has 4 exons. Bases 107 to 568 code for a protein of 153 amino acids. The record is from RefSeq and is a predicted model, not a curated record. Lineage: Eukaryota; Fungi; Ascomycota; Sordariomycetes; Glomerellales; Glomerellaceae.
CGCAACCACCUUAGCAUGCGCUCUCGCUUCUCGUAGUCGGCCAGCUCUAAAUGUCGUUUAGUCGACGAGCUUCUCAAACCGGCACGUUUGCUGUUGGGCGCCGGAAAUGCUUGCCAAAGUACCCUGGCCGACACCGAGACAGCUGGUCAAAUUUGGCUGGUCUGCUACCGCAAACUCUCGCGCAGAUGUUGCUCUUUCAGAAACCUGUUCCGUCAAUGGGGCAGUCCCCAAACGACCGGGAAUCAUGGCUAUAUCAACGGCGCAUUUGACUAGUGUAGACCAGUUGGAAUGGAGCUUGUGUGAGAUGACAAGGACACGCAAGCCGAUGUGGCGGCGCCGGAAGCUUGUAAGCCUGCCGAGUGGUUUGCACGGCAUUCAAUCUUGCUUACGCGGUCAUGGCUCCAUGUUGAGGAAUGGAAUCCCUUGUGAACCUGGAAGGGGCUGCACAAUGAUCCAGGCUCCCGUUCAGAGACCGGGCCGUAUCCCGCACCACAGCAUAUACAUAUUACAUAACGUGCAGAAACGACGUGCAGGAACGACGUGCAAGAACCGCGACAAGGCCUGCUAGACUGAUGAGAUGUGCGAUCGAGAAUUGACGAGAUGCCCAAGUAUCAAGCGGCCAGUCACAGGGCUCCAAUUGUAAUUGUCGGGUUACAACACAUUGUGUCUAAUACUACGAGGCCCGCUAUUCAGUGUUCCAGACUGCCGUUUAUUCAACGGAACCAUCAGGGGGGAAAGGGGGGCUGAAGAGCUUCGACUACCCGAUUGUAAUGCCCGGCCCGUAUUCACUAGUUGCUCGCCUUCCACCACAUCUCCCACCCGACGACCAGACGCCACC